AUGCGCACGCCGGCAAUCGGGACGAGAAAGUCGAUCCCGAGCUGGUCUAAUUGUAAUUCAUUGCACGCCACGUUUCUAUCAGGGGGUGUUCGGCUCGGUGGUAACGCCAUCGGCGCGCGUUUGUGUGCAUGUGUUGGCUACCGGCUCGCCGGUGUUGCAACGACAUGCAAUCAGCAGCGUGUGGCUGGCGGGGGUGUCGAAAGCAAAAGAUCCCGGCCAAGUGCGGCACGAACUGGAUGACCAAAUUCGAGUCAUUGAACUGUGGCCAUUCGACGGCGGCUGCGGUUUAGCGACGGGUAAAUUCAGAGCGGCUCAGCUCCUACAAAUUGCCGCGUGAAGAAAUAUGUCGAGUGAACGCCGGCCAUUAUCACGAUGAUUGGCUAUUACGUCAACUACUUUCGUUUACAAAAUUAUGCGUAUUUCACUGAGGAAUUAUCCCAUCGAGUAAGACAGACAUGGGAAACUGGUGCGGCGGCAGCAAGCUUCAGGUCCAUGUUCAGCCAAGCUUCACCUACGAGACGAUUUUGGACCGGUACAUCGACUCCCACCUGCCGGAGCUGAUGAUGAACGCAGUGCAGCUCUCUGACCAUCGCUCUUCCCUCCCCAACUACACGUCCACGUGGGACGACCUGACCACCCAGCUGGAGACGACUCAGUUCGACCGGCGGCUCUCGAUGCGAAACGAGGCGGCGCAGAAGCUGUGUCCCGAGGUGCCGCAGCCGGAGGCGCCUGCGCAGCCGUCUCGCACUGGCGACGGUCAGGUGGCGUCGCUGCCGCCGCAGCCGCCGCAGCCGCCGGCGCCCCCUCCGCCAGCGCAGCCCCAGCCGGCGCCGGCCCUGUCCAAGGACUCCAAGGAGUCUGCCGGCAAGGUGCUGUCGACGCCGGGCUCGACGGUGCGUGCGACGCUCUCCUCCAAGCCGUCGCUGCCGCCGAUCGCCCAGCGCUCGUCACAGGUACGACGGGUGGCCGAGCAGCCGCCCAAGCCGCGCUCCACGGAGCCGCCGAGAGACGAGCAGCCGGAGCCGCAGGCCGCCCCGUCCCGCUCCACCACGGCCGGACAGGACGUGCUGCCGGCUAUCUGAACGCGGCAUAAUAGGUGACCAACACUAGUCAGUAACAGACCGAGACGGACAAUCCAACAGCUCAGCGUCCCUGGCUUUAUAGUCUACAGGUUUGUCUCCACUAAAGGAAAAAGACAGGGUAGAAAAGUCGAUAUAUUUAAAUAUCUUUCAGCUUGCAACGCACAUUUAAAUAUCCUUCAGCUUGUAACGCACGUGCAAAUACAGCGAAUUACCAACAGCA
Amphibalanus amphitrite is the source of this 1302-nucleotide messenger RNA. RefSeq names its product vegetative cell wall protein gp1-like. The coding region runs from base 456 to 1082 and encodes 208 amino acids. The transcript is spliced from 2 exons. The record is from RefSeq and is a predicted model, not a curated record. NCBI's taxonomy places the organism in Eukaryota, Metazoa, Arthropoda, Thecostraca, Balanomorpha, Balanidae.